AUGGACGAAGGGCUCGACCCCUCCUCCGAGACGGCCUUCUCGGCCGUCUCCCAGUUCCUGAGCAGCGCCGCUGCCGCCGACACAAUCUCGCGCGCCACGACCCCGGGCUUGCCUCCGUCGGGCGAGUCUGACGACCAGAAACGAUACCGCCCACGCACCUUUGCCUACUUCGAGCUGCUUCCAUAUGACGUCGAGGAGGAAGGCGAGCGGGACGCUGCGCUGCACGGUAUCCUUAAGCAGCUCUACAUCUCCAUCAAGGCCGAGGACUUCUCGUCCGGCGCCUUGCACUGGACCCGGCAGCUUCAGGGAUGGCUCGCCCUCAAGUUUGACAUGCCCCGUCAGCUGAGGGCCAAGCUCGCCACGCUCUACUUCCACUUGUCCCUGGCGCCAGGACUCGACUCUUCCACGGCGGACAGGUUCGCCAAGAUGGUCUCAACACUGACCAGGAGAAAGCAAUGCUUAAAACCGCAAGACGACCUCACGUACGACUGGCGACCGUUAUGGAAAGAGAUCAGAGCUCUCGUACUCCCUAGCGAGGCACCUGCACACCACUCCUCCCGUCGGCGAGGACUGAAACACCUAUGGAAGCUAUGCCUGCAGGCCCAGUCAUACUUCGACCCCAACGAGAGGCGGGCUAUGCUCGAAGAGCUCCUGCCAUACUUCAGCACCUCCGACAUCCAGAACGCAUACAUUGUUGUUGGCACACUGAAUAUUCUGAUGCCUACACGCCCUGCGUCCAUCACAGAACCCCAGUCACAGCCUUCGGAUUUUGUGCCGACUUUCUUCCACCUCUGGUCGCUGAUGACCAGGUCCAAGGCUGUCGACACUGCAUUCAUCGACAUCUUCUCGAGAAUGGCUCGGGACUACCUUACAUGGCAGCCUGUGCCCUUUGGAGAGCACGGCAUCUUCACGAGAGAGCAGUCCGAUCUCAUAUUCACGGCCAUAUUGCGCCUCACAGAAAUCCCCGUCGGCCAGGCCAACUCGCCAUACACGUCGCUAGACUACUCAGCGGGCAUGGGUAUCUUCCUCGAGAAGGACAAGAAGAAGCAUCCGAUUUCAUACAUUGUCGCUAGGUGGAUCGUAUCGUCUUUGUCGCCACAAUGCAUUGACAAGGAUAGCUCGAUCUUGAGCAGCCUCGAAGGCUUGAUGGAGUCCGUUGACACAUUCUUCCACCCUUCAAACAGUGGCGCCUGGACUGUGAUGCUGGCUCAGCUCACCUUCUACCUCACCGAGCUAUUUGUGUCCCGCUGGAACAAGGAACAGCGCGGUGAGCAAGACACGCCUUCAGACAGGAAGAUUGAUGAGGCUUUGAAGAAGCGGUUUGUGCUCAGCCUGCGCGAGGUCACAUUCAUGGGUCUGUUCGGCAAGAGCAGCAAGGUCACUGGCAUGUACUUUGGGGCGCUACAGAAUCUGACCUUCCUUGAGCCCGAUUUGAUGUUGCCUGGUGCUUUGCAGAGGUUCUACCCAAGCUUGCAGGGCCUUGUUGAGGUGCACAGGACAACGUCUAGUCUCUGCGGCCUCCAGAUGAUCGCCAACGUCAUGUCGCGGCAGAAAGGCUUCCGCUGCCACAUCACGGCGCUUCUCGCCCUCGCCCUGCCCGGAAUUGAUGCCAACGACUUACACAAGACCCAGUAUACCCUCAACUUCUUCCAGAGCGUGGCGUACAGCAUUCCCUUCGUGCCGCUCACGAAAGAGGACAACAAAAUCCACGACACAUCGCUAGCCAUGCAGUGGGUCCAGGGCGAGAUGGAGCGCAUGGAGCGGGAGGGUUCAGACGUCAAGAUUGACUACCAGAAUGAGCUCAGUGACGAGGAGGAAGCCGAUAUUGUCCGGUCCUCUACCGCCGGUUUCGGCGAAUUCCUGCUGGCAUUGCUGGGCAAGGUCUUCACGCUGCUCGAGAACCUCCCCGACUCGUCCCAGUUGAGGUCUGGGUCGCCAGAGGACAAUAUUAUAAACACCUUGCCGGCGGCGCUGACCCCAAUGUUUGCUUCACUGUCAGAUGACCUGUUCGACAUCGCGCUUGAGAAGCUCGCAACGUUUGUUUCAACACAUGUGGUCCAUCAGGCUAGGGAUGCUAUGGCGUGGAUCUGCAACGCCCUCUGCAAAGUCCAUCCCGAAAAGACGCUGAAGGUCUUCAUCCCGAUGCUGAUCGUCAACAUUCGCAACGAAAUCGACUACAACGGGGCCGCCUCGGAUCGCAGCAGCGGCACCGAAAUCCUACCUCGAGACCGGGCCCUUGUCUGGCACGUCAGCAUACUCAGCAUGUGCGUUGUCCACGUCGGCAGCGAGGUUCUGAAGUACAAGGAAGAGCUGUUCAACAUUGCCGAGUAUAUGCAGGAGAAGUGCAAAGGUCUGCCCACCAUCCACAUCAGCAACUACAUCCACCACCUGCUGCUGAACCUCACCCAUGUGUACCCCGUCGACAACCGCUUGUACGAGCCUGACGUUCUCGAGCGCGGCCUAGAUGUCAGCGACUGGGGGCAAGUCACCGCUCCCUCGGACCUGACAAUUCGGUGGCACAAGCCCGUACCCGAGGAGAUUGAGUUUGCGGUGGAGCUAUUCGAGUCCCAAGCAGGUGGCGCCAUGAAAACUUUGGAGGAUUUUAUGAGCGACACACCGCCGGUCAGCCGCAACGGCAAGAACAAGGAGUGGUCAGAUGAGGUCUCGAGGCAGCUCACACAAUUACGCCUGGUCAUUUCUGGCAUUGCGAACCUGUUUGACCCCACGCGUGCUUCUGGGGAGACGCGCCCCCGCACCAAUGGCACCAAAGACAACGAUGGUGACGAUCUGAUGCAGGACGACACCAGCGAUGACGACGAGGAUGAUCCGCUUGCUGAUGUUGGGGAGGAUGAUGAGACGAAGCCGCAAUUCCGUUACCAGAGCGGGUAUUUGCUGUCCACUACCAGUUCACUGUACAACCGGAUGCAUGAGCUUCGUGAGGACAUUGGCCGCCUGCUGUCGCGCACUCACUCCUUCCUGAAUGCGCACCAGGAGGACGAUGUUUCCUGCUUCACCUCUCUGUACAGCACGUAUCGUACUUGGAUUACGGACGUAGGGUUCGAGAGGUCGGCUCAUCCACUGGAGCGCCUGGUCCGUCUCUACAAAGCCGAUGUGGCACCAUUUAAGAUCAGUGGUCUGCGGAAGCAGUAUCCCCGACCUCUAUUGAUCAAGCGGGCGGACGCGUACCAGCUGCAGCGAGUCAAGCACAAUGCCACCAUCCGCCGCAAGAGCGAGCUCGACAAGCAGCUGCUACUGGAUCUGGCCGAGUCAUCGCUGUCAUUGUAUGCUGACGUGCGCAGGGUCGCACAGGGUGCCCAAGACGCAUCUGUUAAGGUCUUGAUUGGCGGGCGGCCAUUGGUCAUUCCCGUCAUCUUACAAAGAUUCCGCAAGGCGCUUGAUGAGAACGACCAUGACCGUAUCAAGGGCGCCAUGUACACCCUCUUCUUUACAAGUUUGCUCAAGACACUUCUCCGAGACUGGAGAUUCGCUCCAGAUGCCAUGCGCAUGUACAUCCAGACUGCUGCUGUGGACAAGAGCUCUAUCCAGAACGUCGGAGCCACUGCCCUCUAUCCCCUGAUUGAGUUCGGGAAAAGGAUGGAGAUCAUGGUUAUCACCGAUGACGAGAUAGUGGAUCUCAUUCGUCCGGAAGAAGACUGUACCGCUGCCAUUGAAAGCAAGCAUGAGUUUGUCGUCGAUCGGCGGAGGCAGGUUGAGGCUAAAAAAGCUGCUCUGGGUCUCGAGCUGAUCGAGGAGGCUAAGGAGAAGCACUGGAAGAUUGCCAGUCGCUGCGCCAUCUUCGCCACGAAUCUGACCUUGCGCUUCGAGACGCUCGUACCCCCUCAGUUCAUCGAUCUGGUGGGCAGGGGUGCCAAUGAUUCGCAUCCGGGACUGCGAGCCAGCUAUAUGACGGCCUUCUCCAAUAUCUUCACGGCCAUUGAUCAGCGAGCUGUGUACAACCACUCCUACAAGGACUAUCUCCUUGAGAACGAGCACGAACCCAACAAGCUGACUGUCCCGAUCCCGAAGGACGAUCCCAACUGGACGCAGAAGUUCCUCGACAGCUUCAAGGACUACGAGCACGCCGAAUACUUUGUCGACAGUGACCAUGCCGGCUGGCUAGUGUGGGGCGACACCAUGAAGGCGUUCCGCACCAAGCCGCAUCGCUUCGAUGCCUAUGACGAGGUUGAGAAGGCUGCCCGGAAGCAGAUUGGCGAUAUAGUCACGCGCGACUGGCUGGCGCAGUGCUUCGAGUACCUGAAGCAGGAGCCUCGGGACCACUCUUCAGACAGAUUCCGCAGCCAAAAUGUCAUACUUCUGAUGCAUGUGUUCGACCUCAUGAACUACGGCCAAACGAAGCUCAAGUUCAAGGAUGUCGAGGAGCUGACGCUCGAGGUCUAUGGAGACGGCAGCGACAAGCACCAACACCGCGCGACAUCAGAGAUCCUCGGAGCCCUCCUGGCUGGCACUUCUGAUGACCCUAUCGAGAUGAAGGAGCAGUCUUGGGGAUUCGCCCAGCCUUUGAUUCUAAAGAUCUUUGCUGAGAGCCUGACACCCGAGAACUUGCAGUACUGGAUUACCUGCCUGCACUUUAUCAUUGACACGAAGGAUCCUCGGCGAGCGCAUGAGCUUGUCGAGAGCAUCAGCUCGUUCCGCCUCGACAUGUCGUCCAAUGCGGCAUUCAAGGAGUCGUCCAAGGUACAGCUGCUAGAGUUCCUGAUCAACGACUGCGGUUGGCACUACCGGCACGAGAAGCCCAUUCUGCAAGACUUCCUGGCUCACAUUGACCACCCAUAUAAGUCUGUGCGUGAGUCUAUGGGUCGGGUGAUAUCGACCAUCUAUCGCACACGCUACCACGAGUCUUUCAGGGACGUGAGCACCCUGCUUGAGGCUAACAAGGCCGAGUCGAGCAUCGGCAUUCGACCGUACAAGCCUAGCGAGGAUCUCUCGAAGACUUUUACUGAAGUGUUUGACCAGCUGGAGAAGUGGCGUCUCGAACGCACUCCUGGCCAACAGACCCCGUCGGCGUACACUUCCGGAUCCAAGACGGUCUUGACCUGGCUCGACUGCUCGCUUUCCUCUCAAGAGUGCAUUCAGCUCGUGCCGUUCUUCCACGAGCAGCUUAUCGACCAGCUUCUACACAUGAUGGAUGUCAAGGAGGAUCCGGAGCUGAUGCGCCUUGCUUACCAUGUGUAUCGCCAUCUGCCCAACAUCCCCUUCCGUGCAGGCGAAGACGGCCCAUUCACAGCAGCGCUCACGCGACUCGGCAAGAGUGCGACUAGCUGGCAUCAGCGUCUGCGGGCACUCGUCAACAUGCAGGUCAUCUACUUCCGCCGGCUGUUCCUCAUGAACCCGGACCAGCGCGAGGCCUUGUUCAAUGCGGUGGGCGAUAUGCUUUCCGACUCACAGCCAGAGGUGCGGCAAGUCGCUGCGGCCACGUUGGCCGGCAUGAUCCGGUGCUCUCCUGUGGGCAUUCGCAAUCCCAUCAUCGAGACGCUCAAGGCGCGCUUCGUCCGCCAGCUCGACAAGAACCCGAUGCCGAAGCGCAAGCAGCCCGGUGUGGAGACCCCGAUCAACCACUCGCUCCAGAUUGUGCGCAGGCAUGCGGCGAUUUUGGGUCUCGGCGCGCUCAUCGAGGCCUUUCCUUACGCGACGCCGCCGCCGCAGUGGAUGCCGGAGAUCCUGGCCAUUCUGGCGCGCCGCGCGGCCAACGACCCCGGUAUCGUGGGCAAGGCGACAAAGGGCAUCCUGGCCGAGUUCAAGAAGACGCGGCAGGACAGCUGGGGCGUUGAUCAAAAGUAUUUCACGCCCGAGCAGCUCGAAGACCUCGAGGGCGUCUUAUGGAAGAGCUAUUUUGCCUAG
Messenger RNA from Microdochium trichocladiopsis, 5859 nucleotides. RefSeq lists its product as uncharacterized. Gene Ontology annotation, molecular function: proteasome binding; peptidase activator activity. The transcript has 3 exons. Bases 1 to 5859 code for a protein of 1952 amino acids. The record is from RefSeq and is a predicted model, not a curated record. Gene Ontology annotation, cellular component: cytosol; nucleus. NCBI's taxonomy places the organism in Eukaryota, Fungi, Ascomycota, Sordariomycetes, Xylariales, Microdochiaceae. Gene Ontology annotation, biological process: proteasomal ubiquitin-independent protein catabolic process.